Eremothecium cymbalariae DBVPG#7215 is the source of this 4644-nucleotide messenger RNA. RefSeq names its product ubiquitin-protein ligase RKR1 (gene RKR1). The transcript has a single exon. The record is from RefSeq and is a predicted model, not a curated record. Gene Ontology annotation, biological process: rescue of stalled cytosolic ribosome; ribosome-associated ubiquitin-dependent protein catabolic process. Gene Ontology annotation, cellular component: RQC complex; cytosol. Gene Ontology annotation, molecular function: ribosomal large subunit binding; ubiquitin protein ligase activity. The coding region runs from base 1 to 4644 and encodes 1547 amino acids. NCBI's taxonomy places the organism in Eukaryota, Fungi, Ascomycota, Saccharomycetes, Saccharomycetales, Saccharomycetaceae.
AUGUCGUUUGGUAUUAAUGCGUUUCAGAAGUAUUCAUUAGAUUUUGGGUUAGGACAUAAUGGUGUGAAAAUCUCUCUGAAUUAUUUUGAUGGAUUGCCGGAUCAGCAUCUGAUUGGUAGUCUGGGUUCCAGUGAGCUAAGGUUGACUUGCAAGUAUCUGCUUAAGAGGGAUGAUACUACGAAGGAGAAGGCGUUGGGGGAUUUAGUUAGAUUGGUUUCUGAUGCGGAGAAGAGUGAGCAGUUGUUACGCAACGAUAUUUUUUGCCUAUAUUGGUCUCAGGUGUAUGCUAAAUUGGUUACGAGUGAUCAGAAGUCGAUUAGGAUGGGUUGUCAUGAGUUUACGGCACUUUUGAUUAGGCUGAUGAAUAAACAGGGGGUGAAGUUUCUCAAGGACUAUGUUCCGUUGCUGCUGUCAGGGCUCUAUGAUGCGGAUCCAGCUGUAGGUAAAAGCACUGCGGAGGGUCUUUUGCAAUGCUUUAACAACGAUUCCAAGAAGGUCAAGGCUCUGUGGAGUGUUUUCAGCAAGCAGAUAGUGCACUAUGUGUACGAAGUUUUAGUGACGGAGAACGAGGGCACACUUUCGGACGAACGAUAUGUUUCUAAAGAGGACUCAGAAUCUAGAUACAGUCGUGUUGCGUUUGGCGCUGUGUCAUUGAUGAUGCAGUUGUUGAAGAAUGUAGACAAUAUUUCAGCGCAGGAGACGUUAUAUGACGAAGUGUUGUCUAGUGAGAAUCUGUGGAGGUUAUUGACUUUGAAGAGAGCUGGGAAUUUGAAAACGUACCAGUUGCUGUUGCAACUGAUUGACUUUUUGGUGGAGGAUAGAUAUAUGGAUAAGCAUAGGGAUGUUUUGAAGAUGUCUUCAAAACGGUUCUUCAAGUCGUUAGCGCAGAUACACUCCAAGAAUUUGUUGAGUGUUUCUGCUGUCUUACCGCAGGCACUCCGCACUUUGACUAUAUUGAACCGUUUUAAAGGAGGUCGCAUAUGGACUUAUGAUAGUUCAUUUAAGAGCAAUGCGUUGGCGCUAUUAAAGCUUGGAGCUGGAAAUAGCGAUCCUUCUUACUAUGCGCAGCUCUACAGCUUCUGUCGGGAAAAUAACCUAUUUGAUUAUCAAACUGAGUGGAUACCUAUUUGGCGCAACUGUUUUUUAGCUGAGACCAACAGAAAAAUUCUUGGGAGAAAUGCCCAAGGGUUGGUGCUUGAGUGUUGGAAGUACUUUUUGGAGUUCUUUAGGUCUUCUGAAAAUGCUAUGGUAAAGUCGCAACUGCGUGACGAUAUUUUGAUGGCUUUGAAUGGCAUAGUGUUAGAGGAUUACCAACCUCUAAUUCCCAUGCUGACAGAAGCGAUUCAUCCAACUACCAUAUUGAUAGAAAUACAGAACCUACUUCCAACUGGAAUUAGUGAAACACGGAAGGAUACUCGCUAUAUUAAAAAUUUAGUUUUGCUUUUAAUUAACGUGCCAGAUAGUGAGGAAUAUCUCAAAACACUAUCCCAUUCUAUUUUUGAGUCAAUUAAAGCAUCCGAAAACUAUUCAGAGAACUAUGGUUUUUACAUUUAUGGGCAAUUAAUUAAUUCAAAAUUCACUAGCCUGAACCUUGAAGUUGAAGAAUUCUGUCAAGCCUUGCCAUUUAUGAUAGAUAAACGUUUUGUUGAACUACCAUCAAAAUUGAUGUCAGAUUAUUCGAAGUCGAUGUUUUUGAAAAAUUUAGAUGACCCAAGAUGCCCAAGUUCAUUUUCAGACUAUAUUUCGGUUGUCAAAAACUUGGAUCUUCCGAAAGAUGAGCUUUUGUCAUAUAUUGAUAAACUAGAUCCGCAAAUCCUCCACAAACUCUUAAAUACUUGUGCUGAUCUUGCGGACUUUGUUAACGACUAUAUUGAUUCUCAUGAUUUCACCAAAAGCUCCUUGUACAGAUCAACUUUAUUGACAAAACAGUCAAUAGAAAGGCUGUAUUUGAGAGCGUGUGCUACAAACAAUUUAGGACCUUUCUCUUCGAAUAUUCCAAUGCUUCCUGGACCGUUAUAUAUCCAUCUCAUCGAGAAUACUACUUUCUUGACAAAACUUAAUCACUUUUCAGAUGCUAUUGUAUUCCAAAUCAGAAAAUCACUGAUACCCAUUAUUAAGAAUAACGAUAAACUGGCCAAAAAGGUAGCUGAAUGUGUAUUGUUGAAAGCAGUUUCUAAUAGUCGCGAAAAGCUUCCGAAGGAUAUAAUAAGUUAUUCUUCUAAACUCAUAGAUUCAAACCCAACAGUUUUAGUGGAACUGUUGCCAACUUUAGUUAAUGAGAAAUUUGUCAGCUAUGUUCCUCAUAUUGACUAUAGGUUAUCCCUAGUAAAUCCGUUGGGCAGCGGUGUUAAUUUAUUAGACAUUUCCUUAAACCAAAAAUUUGACUUUAAAUCUGCAGAAGCUGGAAUUAAAUACGCUCUAUUCCUGGAUGCUAUUUUGAGCAGCCAUCCGGAAUAUUUGGAUGACAAUAUCAUCUUAUUUCUAACGCUCAUGAAUGAAUUGGCUGGCGAUUAUAACUGCCUUUCAGCAACACCGGCUGAUUAUUUCCAGGAAUUUAAGAACACUUUGUUUUCUAAAGUUCAUACUAGGUAUGAAUUUCCAGACAUUUUAUCCGCGAUUUUAACUGGAACUUCUGAUAUAUCUAUAUUGAAGAGCUUGGUAUCUAGAGAAGUUUCGGAAACAUUAGCUUUUUACAAUUGUACGGUUUUGAGAAAACUACUGUUGAAUUCUGUUGACUAUAUCACCCAUUCAAGGUUCAAAGAAUUGCCAUCCGUUGAUGCAUUUUUAUUGGAUGUUGUUCGGGGCAAAGAGGUUAGUUCAGUUCAAAAAUUACAAGCGAAUACUCUCUUAGCCUCAUUUUCUAAAUUUGCUGGGUGUAGUGAAAAAUUGGACAGAACUAGAAAUAUGUUGGCGGCUGAAAUUAUUGACGUUGACAGCGAAUCGGCUACCGAGAAAUACUUCAUUGUUAUACUUUUAACGAAUCUAUUAAAAGUUGAAUCUUUAGAUAAUGAUGGUGCCUCGUUUGUACCAAUUGCUCAGCAGAGGCUUAACAUGGUGAUCAAUUCUAUGUACAAAUGGCUUGAAAGCGAUAUAUCGUUUGAAAAUUCGUUCUGCAAUGUAAGAUUAUCCUUGUUAGAGUUUAUUGCUGAAUUAUUGAAAUUCCUUUCUGUUUUAACAAUGGGUAAACCUAUUGUGGACUUGGCGUUCAAAACUCUUUCUGACAGUUUAGGGGUGUGCCAGUUGGAAGACACUUCUUAUAUAGAGGAGUUGAGAAUUUAUACCUUAAAGCUAUAUUUGGGUCUCGAGGAUGUAGUUGAGCAUGGUGUGAUGCAAAAAGAUAUAUGGUUAGAAAGUGUAGAUGAGAUUCAUGAAGCUCUAGUCCAAUUGAUGUUGACUUCAAACAGCCAUUGUACGAUGGCUCAGCCGUACGCUACAUUUUGUUCCUUGUUGAACAGGUCUAUGAAUACUAUAUCAGAAAAGUUUCUCAUGAACUAUUUUGAUGAAAUCAGUGAAUACUUGGUUUCUAAUUCUAUUCCUGUAAGUUCAAUGAGAGUAGUUGUUACUGUCUCUGGUAGAUUGAUAUUGGCAAAACAGCAAGAAGUGGUUAUUGAAAAUGCCUUACAGAGGAGUUCCAUAGAUUGUGAAGUUGAGAGUGGUAAUAUCACCUGUAAAUUGCCCCAAGAACUAAUAAAUCUAUUGGUUACGAAUAUGCCUGAAGAAUAUUUAGAGUACGACGACCCCCUCCAGUUUAUCAAAUAUUUAUGGUAUUGGCAUCUGAUCUUAUUAUAUUUUAAGGAAAUAUCGUUCAGUAUGCGCCAUGACUAUAUUAACCAAUUGAAAAGAGAUAACUUGAUCGAAAGAUUAUUUGAUUUUGUUGCCGAGCAAAUUGACCUUCAGGAUUCUAAAUUUUGGAACAACGUUUCAACCGAUUCCAUUGUAAAAUAUAACGUUAAUGAUGCAGGGUUUUACCCAUAUAAGGAUAGUAUUACUAUUGAGUGCAAAUUACUCUUAUCAAACUUGCUUUAUGAAAUGUUCAACAAUGUUGGUGCAAUCACCAAUAACUGGUGGUUGAAUAUUAAGGAUAGAUCCCUACAAGGUAAAAUCAAUAGUUUUGUUUCCAAGUACAUUUCCCCUAUUCUUAUUGAACAGGAAUUGAAGCACGUAGGUCAAAGUAUUCCUAAGCUAACCUCUCAAGCCGAUGGGUUAACUAUUAAGAUCAACAAUAUCAUUAAGGAGAUCAAGGCUAAAUACUUAAUCGAUGAUCAGACAUUAGAAAUAUCCUUCAAGUUUCCGCCCAACUAUCCUCUGACCAACAUCGAAGUGUUUGAAGGUUCUCGUGUUGGUGUUAGCGAACAAAAAUGGAAAUCUUGGAUCAUAUCAACUAAAAGGGUUAUUACUGGCAUGAAUGGAUCUGUGAUGGAUUCUUUAGAAUUAUUUACCAAAAACGUACGUUUGCAGUUUGCAAAUUUUGAAGAAUGUGCCAUAUGCUACUCGAUUUUACAUCCAGUUGAUAGGAAAUUACCUACUAAGGUUUGCCCAACUUGUAAUAAUAGGUUUCAUGGUGCAUGCUUAUACAAAUGGUUUAGAUCUUCAGGUAAUAACUCAUGCCCAUUAUGUCGGAGUGAAAUCCCUUUUAGGAGAUGA